ACAUAAUGUAUCAAAUACACUCAUCAUUUAGCUUAACCUAUGCAGUAUAUUAAUCACUUAUUAUUUAUUUUCCAUAAAGAUAACAAUAAAGACUCAGCUCUCAUCAUGAUUGGUCAAUCAGAGACAUUAUUCCAGUUUUUCCAACACGUUCCAGACAUAUUCUUGUUUGAUGAAUUUCCAAAAUUUGGAAAGGGAAAGUCAAACAUAUGAGAGGACUAUUCUUCCAGCUCCAGUUCACAUAUUUUUUUUAUCACCACCUGCAGUUUGAGAAAUGAAAAGUGUGAAAAAAAACUUAGCAGCGUCUGAUUUGGUGAUAAGUGGAGCCUCAGCAGGAAAUGAGGCUUCAUUUCUCGCUGUGUGUUUGAAGUCUGUCAAGAGAUGUAUUCUAAAGACACUUCUUCAGCUGAGAAUCAGAGAAUAGAAACACACACGCUGCAGUUUUUACUUGCAAGGGGAGUCACAGAGCGCUCACACCCGAGAGUGAGGCUCAAGGACUCGCACUCUGUUUCUGCUCUGGUCUUUAUUUAUAUACAAGGGUCAUACAACAGUAAGUGCGUUUGUUCAUGACAGUGGAAUGUGGAUGAUGUGUAUGUAUGUGUGUGUGGGUGUGUGAGCGGGGAACGGCUCCUCUUCCCGGUAGGGAGUGAAACUACUUGUUCAGCUCUUAUUUAUCGCUGGAAGGAACUGCUCCUUCCCUGCAUGAUAACAGAACACAGAACAAGUCUUGUAACAAACAACAGUCCGAGUCAUCAAAAAGUCACCAUGCAGUAUUCUAUCAUCGCAGGCUUAUAUCAUUCAAAGUUUAUACUGACUACUAAGUACAAUUUUCCAUUGACAAAGUCUUGUACAUUUAAAAUAUUUUUUGCUCUAAAAAUCCAACCACAGUUUGUAAAUAUGUUCAUGUUUCCUCCUCCAGAUGCUCCAGAGCUUCCCUCUGUGUCAGUGAGUCCCUCUGCUGAGAUAGUGGAGGGCAGUUCAGUGACUCUGACCUGUAGCAGUGAUGCUAACCCAGCAGCUAAUUACACCUGGUACAAGGAGGAUGAAGACUCCUCUAGAACAUCAGGACACAACUUCACCAUCAGCAACAUCAGACCUGAGCACAGUGGGAGUUAUUACUGUGUGGCCCACAACAAUAGAGGGACUCAUAACUCCACCUUACAGCUGACUGUUGUAGCAGGAGCAGGAACAUUAGAAGCUGCUGGAGUAACUGCUGCUGUUCUCCUGCCUGUCAUAUUCUUCUCUGUCUUCCUGUGGAUUCAAAAAAAGAGGAUGUCCAAGGAACCUGUUAAAUCUGAAGACAGAGCCAACAACAGAGAACAGUGUUUACCUGACCAGAGACAGCCAGAGGAGCAGGAUGAUCUUCAGUACACCAGCAUCCACUUCUCCAAUAACCAGGCAGAUCCUCUCUACUCCAACAUCAGAGCAGCUCAGCCUCACAGACAAAUGCAGGAACAGGAAGUUACUGAGUACACUGCUGUUAGAUUUAACAGAGGCAGUGCAGCCAAGAGAGACAGAAGUCAGGAAACAGGAGAGUCUCCAUGUGCACUGUUCUCCACAGUCAACAAAACCAGAUGAAGGGACGGGUUGAUGAUGAUGUGAUAUUUAC
This is a messenger RNA of Oreochromis aureus, 1606 nucleotides long. Its product is annotated as sialic acid-binding Ig-like lectin 12. Gene Ontology annotation, cellular component: axon; plasma membrane. Lineage: Eukaryota; Metazoa; Chordata; Actinopteri; Cichliformes; Cichlidae. Gene Ontology annotation, molecular function: cell-cell adhesion mediator activity. The record is from RefSeq and is a predicted model, not a curated record. The transcript has 5 exons. Bases 700 to 1575 code for a protein of 291 amino acids. Gene Ontology annotation, biological process: dendrite self-avoidance; homophilic cell-cell adhesion; axon guidance.